AUUAAUUGAAAGGGGAGGAGCGGGAGGAGUGGUCUUCUUGGAAGGCUGUCCCAGGAUUCACUGCCCCUAAAGAGAGGAGUUAAGGAUGGUGAGAAGUUAGAAGAAAGCGGGCUGCGAUUGUUAGAAGACAGGAAACUAGUGAUUUACGUUUCGAGAGAGCGCGUUUUUUCUGAAAAAGUAUUCUUUAAAACUCUCAUGACGACUCCUCCUCAGGACUCAAAGUAGACUCGCCAGCCACUUGUAGAUGGUAUAAAACGCAGUAAACGCACUGCGAUAGCUUGUAACGAGACCUGUAUUCUCUUUUUUGUGUGUUUGAACCACGUAACGCGUUUUUAAAUGCAACGCUGUUUGAUAUAUGAGAAAACGAUGGCUGCGGAGACGAGGAACGGCGUGAGUUCACUGAACAACAACACCGGCAAAGACCACAGCAGGAGGAAGCUGCUGGUCGGAGUGGACCUCUUCUGCCUGUUUCUCGCCGGCCUGCCUUUCUUGGUCAUUGAGACCAGUGCUGUUCAGCCUUACCAUAGAGGGUUUUACUGCGAUGAUGAGUCCAUCAUGUACCCGGCCAAACAUGGAGACACCAUUAGCGACGGUGUGCUUAGCGCUGCUGGCAUUCUAAUCACCAUCCUCUCUAUCAUCAUCGGGGAGAGCUACAGGAUCUACUUUCUGAACGAGGGAUCCAAGUCCUUUGUGGGGAACCCCUACAUAUCUGCGCUGUACAAGCAAGUGGGCGUGUUCAUCUUCGGCUGCGCCAUCAGCCAGUCCUUCACUGACAUCGCCAAAGUGUCAGUGGGCCGCAUGCGCCCUCACUUCCUCGACGUGUGCAAGCCGGACUUCUCCACUAUCAACUGCUCCCUGGGCUACAUCACUGACUACCAGUGUCAGGGGCCAGAGAGCAAAGUUCAGGAGGCCAGGAAGUCUUUCUUCUCUGGACAUGCAUCAUUCUCCAUGUACACCAUGCUUUACCUGGUGUUUUACCUGCAGUCUCGUUUCACUUGGCAUGGAGCUCGCCUGCUGCGCCCUCUGACCCAGUUCACCCUCGUCAUGAUGUCGUUCUACACGGGCCUGUCCCGUGUCUCUGAUCACAAGCACCACCCCACUGAUGUGCUGGCGGGUUUUGUGCAAGGAGCCCUGGUGGCCUACUGCAUAGUAUUCUUUGUGUCUGAUUUGUUCAAGUUCAAAGGUCGACGCUCUACCCUUUCGCCAGCCCCAGUGAAGAAAGAUCUCGUUCCUCAGGCAGACAUCAGAGAGCGGAGCAACCAUCUCAUCAUGGCAUAGAGAAGACUAUCACGAUGAGAGAUAACCUGACCUGUGCCAUUUAAAUCACUGCUACAGCCGAUACUGGAUAGAAUAAACUCCCAACGAUCUGAAUAAUGCAGACAAACUCAGUGGAUGAGAAGAGGUUACGGAAAACAGCCGAGCAAGUUUUGCUUUCUCAACGGAAAUCUUUUUCCUCAGUCUCGCCAGACAUUUUAAUGUGGAAAAGAGAGAGGAGCAAGGAUAUUUGUACCUCUUCUGUUAUGAAGAUCAUUGGAGACUCUCCUCUGUCGAGGCCUUUCCAUGGACAAAAGUCUGAAAUGAAAAAGAACCUGAGAAAUGGCAGCUGUGUGCGGCGUUUGUGCCUCCUCCCAUCGGCUGCAUCCAGCAUGGGAAAUACAUUUUAUAUUCCUGCCACUCACUUCACUGUGUGACUAACAAAUCACGACAAAAAAAACGAAUUCCUUGAUUUCAUGAAGGAUGUUGUUUUUGUUUGGUUUUAUUGCAAACAUAAGCAUUGUUUGUGUGAUUUUUUUUUUUUUUCUUUUUUUAUAGCACCAUUUUAGCUAAACUAAGUACUGUGUAUCACCACUUGAAUGACCUGAAGUGAAGCUUUUUGAAAGCUUUGUAAGAUUUUGUAAACUUGUGUUAUGUCCAUAAUGUAGUGUAGCUCCUUAGAAAGUGCACAUAAGUUACAGGAGGUGUAAAGUACAGUGAAAGAGUGUGUGUUGGAUGUGGGCCUCUUUCUGCUGGCUGGGACGAGCCCCCACUGAGCCAUUUAAUGAAAUGACUGUCUGUUAUAUGUACCAGGCGGGUGCUCACAAGUGUUAGGUCAGAGUGUGUGUGUGUGUGAGAGAGUGUGUGUGUGUGUCCCCUUUGCAUAUGCCCGUGUGUGUUUGGGUGAGGUCUUCCUUUGAACCAGUGUGUCUUAAUGUCUAUAUAUUUCAGUGUCUAUAGCCUACAAUCGUGCCCCUCUUCAUACAGAGAGCGGGCACCUGCACCAACAGACUCAUAGCUCGGAGACGGAAACACUGCGGAAAAAUAGCAUCACAUGCAGUACAUGUACUUUACUGUUACUAAUCAUAGUUGUGAUAUACUGUGUGCUACACAGGCAUAAAUACACUUAAAGUAAAGAUAAGGACAUUCCUCGAGCAGUGUCGAAGCACUAUUUAGCAAAACCAGCAAUAUUCAUUAUUUUGGGACAUUGUGACCUCUUAAUAGCUCAUAGUCUUGUAAAGUAACACAGAAGGGCUGGCUAUGAGGCUCUGCAUUAAAAUGGACGAAAUUCAUUACAUUGAAUUUUUAAAGUAAUAAUGAUGUUUGCAUGACAUUGAUAUAAUUAACUUUUGAGCAAAAACACCAACUUUAAAACCACUGACUAAAAGCAUCGUCCUCACUCAUUUUGAAGUAACUGAGACAAGUCGACGUGACGCUUAUAGGGAAAGUAUUUUUUUUUUACAGCAUCAGAAGAUUCUACGUGCUGCCAUACAUUGUACAAUACUGUAUCAUGUGUAUUCAUCCAAUAUAUCUUUUGAAGAAACGCCCACUAUGACUUGUGUGUCCAGACCUGUGUAAAUGUAAAACGUGCUGCUUUAAAGAGGCAAAGCUUAGCAGAUGUCAUCCAGUGAGGUUGACAACUUGUGAAUAUGAAGUUUUACGAACAACAAAGCUCUCAAGGCAGACUGCUUCAGUGCAUUUAUUAUAAGAAUUGCCUUUCAAUAUUUUUGUAAUGUCAUGUGAAAUUUUGUACAAUGAAACUGUAAGACGUAUCCAAGAUAAAAAUGUCUUUAAUAAAAAAUUGAAAAAAAAGAGAAGGAAAGAUC
Messenger RNA from Cyclopterus lumpus (lumpfish), 3080 nucleotides. Its product is annotated as phospholipid phosphatase 3-like. Gene Ontology annotation, molecular function: phosphatidate phosphatase activity. The transcript is spliced from 6 exons. The coding region runs from base 337 to 1278 and encodes 313 amino acids. Gene Ontology annotation, biological process: phospholipid dephosphorylation; phospholipid metabolic process; canonical Wnt signaling pathway. NCBI's taxonomy places the organism in Eukaryota, Metazoa, Chordata, Actinopteri, Perciformes, Cyclopteridae. The record is from RefSeq and is a predicted model, not a curated record.